AUGGAGACACUUGCUCUUCACUCAUUCUUUUAUUGUCUCAUUGCUUUCUCAUCAACCAUGUUGCAAUUUUGCAUUGCAGCUGACACCAUAAGUCCAGGGCAAACAGUUAGCGGUAUCCAGACCCUAGUUUCCUCAGACCAAGUUUUUGAGCUAGGCUUCUUCUCCUCAGGCAACAACGAGAGCUGGUACUUGGGUAUAUGGUACAAGAAGACCCCGGGCGUACUUGUGUGGAUAGCGAACCAGAACAGCCCAGUCACAGAUCCUUCUGGAGUUUUCACCAUCAGCAGCAAUGGAACACUUGUUCUUCUGAACCAAAGCAACCACACUAUCUGGUAUUCAAAUCCAUCCAGGCCAGCACAUAUUCCAGUUGCUCAACUUUUAGGUUCUGGUAACCUUCUUAUAGACAAUGUAACUUCAACCUCCGAAAGCUAUCUGUGGAAGAGCUCUGAUUACCCAAUAAACACGUGGUUACCAGGCAUGCUGAUAGGAAAGGACAUGAGCAAUGGUUUAAACUGA
Molecule: messenger RNA, 516 nt
Organism: Quercus robur (English oak)
Lineage: Eukaryota; Viridiplantae; Streptophyta; Magnoliopsida; Fagales; Fagaceae
Product: S-locus-specific glycoprotein S13-like
Exons: 1
Coding region: 1-516 (171 amino acids)
Source: RefSeq, a predicted model, not a curated record